UUCACAGUGUUAAACGGCCCACAAAGGCCAGGCGUGUGCCUUGGAGGCCGCGCUGCCAUCUGGCCCGCACUCGGGGAGGGAACGCGCCUUUCAUCCGGCCAGGCUGGGACUUAACAGCAUUCAUUUCAUAUUUCCCACAACUCAAAAUUGGAUCAAAGCUGCUCCCCGCCAAAGGGGACGGCGAAGAGGUGGGGAGGAGCAGCCCCCUGGCCCCCUCUCCCCAACCCUCACCUCCACGCCAGCCCGCUGCGGGUGGGCACGCGGGCAGCUGGGGGUGGGGUGGGGGCUGGACCACGUCUCCUGGCACGUGUCUUACUUGGGCUGAGAGCUGGCUUGGGGGAAGCGGCCAGGGCAGGACACACGCCCCAGCCAACUGCCCCCUCCGCAGCUGGGGGCAGGGGGACAGGCCUGGUCUGCCUGCUUCCCUUGGUUCUGGGCAGACACCUGCCCCCCCACCGCCACUGCCAGCAGCCGGACGGGCAGGCACACGCGUGCUCAGGUUCGUUUCCUGCCAGUGGGGCCUGCCCCUUGUCCUGCCUUCCCUCCGCCUCGGCCAGAGCACCUCCUGAGUGCAGGUGUGGGGCUGGCAGGGUGUGGGCGACAGGGAAACUGGCACCUAAGUCAUCCUGCCCUCCCCUCCAGAGCCCACCCACACGCAGGUGAGGGACCCGCCAAAAUGUGCCAGCUGCCCAGCACCAGCCCCACUCUGGCUGCAAAAAUGGCUCCACUGAGCAUCACUGGGUCCCCCUUGCUACCUGUGGGACCUGCCAGCCACUGUCAACACCUGGGGCUGUAGAGCAGAAGGCGGGGCAGGCCCCUCCCCAGUUUGCCCAGGUGCCCUCUGCUCUUUUGCUCCAAAUGAGGGCUAGAUAUCUGUCGUGGGGUCGCAUCUGCUCAGAGAGAACCCCAGGCUCAGGGGGAGCCUACUCAAGACCUCAGUGUCACUUGCCUCCCACAGCCAGCCUGGGGCCUGUGUUCCCUUCAAGAGAGAUGCUUGGGGGGGGGGGGAGCAGGUACCAAAGGGUGAACAGGGGCUGCCUUCCAUCCCCUUCCAGAGUCACCUGAAAGUUCCACCUCAGGAGCCCCCCAGGCCUCGCCCACCCCAGCAGGUGGCCGGCUGGCUCGGGGGCUGCCUUGCACUGGCUCCAAGCCACGCCUGCCCUGGCACCUUCCUCCUGCUUCCCUACGGACCCCUCUCUGGGUGACCCAAGGUUCCCUGUGCUUCAGACUUCUUGAGCAGGCCCACCAAACAGGCCGCUCAUCACCAUGAGUCACUGCCAAGCCUCUUGUUAAGGCCCUUCAAUUCCCAGCCAUGCUCAGAUGUGGCUGUCGGCCAGGGAACUGCACUCCUGGAUUUUACCUCUGAUUAAAGAACCCUGAUGCCAGCUGCUGGGUCCCCUGGCUGAAGCCCUGCCUGCCCCUUGAACCUGGCUGUGUUCCGCCCUGCUCCUAGAAGUUGUCCCAUCUCCAUCCCCCUACCUCUAUCCUGGCAGAACUAGAUUCCUGGCUGCAGAGAAUCAGAGGAAAGUGUUCCGGGUGGCGGUGGGGGGCUCCCAGCAGGCCCUCCCCUAGGGACCCAGGGUGGCGCUCAUGGCCCCCAAGCAUCCACUGGCCUCAGCUGGGCUGUCUAGGUACCAGGACCAUCAGUUCUUCCAGUGGGUCCCUAGGGGGUUGUCUGAGCUGGUACAGUAUUUGUAUGGGCUCCUGGCAGGAGCCUCACGUCUGCCCCCAUGGUACUCCCUUCUCCACCACCAGCAAACUGCCUAAGGACAGGAAACCCUGUAAGUGCCCACAGGGCUGUGCGGAGGGCAGCAUGCAGCCGAGGCUUCCCCCCAGUCAUGCAGGAGCAGUGACCACACACCUGUAUCCAGCAUGUCCGAAGCCACACGCUCUUGCAUGCUCCACAGACGGCCAUGGUUGGACUCCCACCCAGAUUGGGGUGGGGUGGGGCCCUGGAAGGUUCAGAGCUCCCCAGAUGCUACAGUCUGAUAAACUGCUGCUGGAGGAUGGGGUGCAGUGGCUCCUGGGGGGACUGCCUAGGUGCCAGGCUCCAUGCUGGGCAUUUCAGGCACCCUGGCUCCCUAAAACUGCCCAAAGCCCAGCCAGGGAGGCACAGCAGGCAGUCCAUUUUCUAGCUCUGAAGCCACGUGUCCCAGGUGACAGCUUGGGGACUUAAUACAUAUGCCAGCAGGUCUGAGCCUAAGAGCCUGGGCCCCUCUUCCACUUGUGCAGAGGGAGCUGGCUAUGCCUGCUCGGGUGAAGUGUGGCCUCCCCCUGUCCCCUCCCUCUCCGCCCCAGAGAGGAGGGGAGCCGCAGGUCCAACAGGGAGGGUGCGUGGCCCCUGGAAGCUGCUGCUCUUGUGCAUUCUAAAGCUUUUCCCUUAUCUGCUCGCUCGUGGCCUCUGCCAGCCAGCAGCGGGGAGUCGCUGGGGAGGGGGGAGAAGGGAGAGAAAAGGGGAGGGGAGGGGCGCCGCUCCUUCCUGCCCCCACCCGCGUCCCCGCGGCCUGGGAAAAGGCAGCAUAUUGAGGCGCGGGGCUCCCAGCAUCAGGCCCCGGGAUGCUAAUGAGGGCGAGCGCGUUCCCACAGCCCGGACAUUGUGCCGCGCGGCCCACCUGCUCCUCGGGGAGCGCCCAUUGUGCCCGCGCCAAUUCACAGGCAAUUUAGCGUGCGCUAAUGGGCCGGCGCCUUUGUGCGGCCCGCGCCGUCAUUGGCCGCCGAGUGUGGGAACGGCCGCGGCGCCCGGACCCCAGGCGCCAGCCCGCCGCCCGCGCCUAUAUAGGGGCCGGGGUCGGCGCCAGCCCGGGACGCGCCCGCUCCGCUCCCUCCUUCCGCGCUGACUCGCCUCGCCCGCGCCAGGUAUGGCCCCCAGCACCGUGGCCGUGGAGCUGCUGAGCCCCAAAGAGAAAAACCGACUGCGGAAGCCGGUGGUGGAGAAGAUGCGCCGCGACCGCAUCAACAGCAGCAUCGAGCAGCUGAAGUUGCUGCUGGAGCAGGAGUUCGCGCGCCACCAGCCCAACUCCAAGCUGGAGAAGGCCGACAUCCUGGAGAUGGCUGUCAGCUACCUGAAACACAGCAAAGCCUUCGCCGCCGCCGCCGGCCCGAAGAGCCUGCACCAGGACUACAGCGAGGGCUACUCGUGGUGCCUGCAGGAGGCCGUGCAGUUCCUGACGCUGCACGCGGCCAGCGACACGCAGAUGAAACUCCUCUACCACUUCCAGCGACCCGCGGCCGCGCCGGCCGCGCCGGCCAAGGAGCCCAAGGCGCCGGGCCCCGCGCCCGCGCCCACCCCCGCCAAGGCGGCCGCCGCUGCUGUGCGCCAGCCCGCCUGCGGCCUCUGGCGGCCUUGGUGACCCGCGGGAGCUGCGGACAGGCUGCCUGCCGGAAGGCCCAGAGGGCCAGCGCGAUCCCCUGGCCUGGGGAAGGGCCUUCCCGUAGUCUGUCCCGCCCGCCCCCUCCCCGGCUUGGACGGGCCCCUUCUCCGGAAGGCUCUCUCCCCAAGCUGGCGGGCCAGCAGGAGGAACAUUCUCAGAGAAUGUGCGCGCAGCGUCCUUGUUUAGAACAAUCAAGGCCCAUCUUCUGCCAAAUGUCUGACCCCAUGGGGUUGCUCUGUGUUUGCAUUUCAGCAAGUGACUUCUAGGAAGUCCCCACUGCCGGGUUCUAUGAUAUUUGUAGGCGGCGGGGCUCAGCCAGCCGGCACCCCACGCGUAGAGGGCUUUCUUCAGGUCCGGUGCUGCCCGGCCAGUGGGCCUGGCGCAGGCCGUGCCGUGGGCACAUUUGCCUUUUGUGAAGGCGAAACUCAAGGUGUAUCCUCAUAGGAAAGAAAGUGUCAGCCUGGAUGGGUGAGGACGGGCCAGGCAGAGCUGAGGCAGAGAGCCCUUGCACGUGCCUGGUUGUCUGGUGGGGUCUCAGUGGGCUGUGUGGGAAGGGUGGGGGUCUCCACCUCCCACAAAAAGAAUUUCUGUGUGGGUGGGUGCACAUGGGCACGAGUUGGUACUCAGAAUGUGAACUCUCCUUCACGUGGGAGCCACGGGACUGCUCUGCAGGCUUCUAAUAAAAUCUGACUAUUCAGCCCCUCCAUAGUCCGUCUCUUGUGCCUCACUCAUGUCCUUGGCAUCAGGCAGGCGGGGCUGCAGGGAUGAAGGGGAGUGGGCACUAUCGUGGUAUCAAGGACACAGGUGUCCUUACCAGGGACCCUCUAGACACAGGAAGAAUAGCCAGGCACCGGCUCAGGGACAGAGGGAGGGAAGAAAGAGAGAAGCUAGAAAUGAGAAGUGAGGGGACAAGUCAGGAGGCGGGGGGGGGGGGGGAGGGGAAGGACGAAGGGAGGAGAUUGGAGUGAGAGGCAGAGAAGCAGGGGAGAAGCAGGCUGGAAGCAGAGAGGGCCUUGUGGACACAUUAGCUUCCCUGGUGCAGUAGGAGGGGAUGAGAGACCUGGGUUGCCGCCCUAAACCUCUGGCUAGCUCCUGCAGUGGGGAGGGGGGUAAAUGA
Vicugna pacos (alpaca) is the source of this 4488-nucleotide messenger RNA. It is a transcript of the gene HES5, whose product is annotated as hes family bHLH transcription factor 5. Gene Ontology annotation, biological process: regulation of DNA-templated transcription. The record is from RefSeq and is a predicted model, not a curated record. NCBI's taxonomy places the organism in Eukaryota, Metazoa, Chordata, Mammalia, Artiodactyla, Camelidae. Gene Ontology annotation, molecular function: DNA binding; protein dimerization activity.